AAGCUUCCUUCUCAAAACCAUAGGACCUAACACUGAGAACUUCCGCUAAACAAUGUCACCCCUAAUCUCCCUAGGCAAAAUUUUGCACCUGGAGUAGGAGAAUUUCAAGUCUUACAGGGGUCAGGAGAUCAUUGGUCCAUUUUCCGACUUCACUGCCGUUAUUGGUCCUAAAGGUGCCGGCAAGUUGAACCUUAUGGACGCGAUUAGCUUCAUGCUUGGGGUCCGAACGGCAGCUCAGAGGCGCCCAACUUUAGGACCUUAUCUACGCCUAUGACGAUUCAGAGAAAGAGCAGCGUGGUCACCGUGCAUUCGGGCGCCUCGUCUACUGGUGCUAGUGAGUUCCGCAUUGAUGGGAGGGUGGUAAACUGGGACGAGUACAAUGGGAAGUUGAGGUCUCUUGGUAUUCUUGUUAAGGCCCGAAACUUUCUUGUGUUUCAGGGUGAUGUUGAGUCCAUUGCAUCUAAAAAUCCCAAAGAAUUUACUGCACUGCUUGAGCAGAUUUCUGGCUCCGAAGAGCUGAAGAGAGAAUAUGAUGAUCUGGAAGAGAAAAAAGCAGUUGCUGAGGAGAAAUCAGCACUUGUGUACCAGAAGAAAAGGACUAUAGUGAUGGAGAGAAAGCAGAAGAAAUAACAGAAGGAGGAAGCAGAGAAACAUCUUCGCUUGCAAAAUGAUCUGAAAUCUUUGAAGAAAGAUUACUUUUUGUGGCAAUUGUUUAAUAUGGAGAAGGAUAUUUCAAAGAUGAACGAUGAUCUUGAAGGUGAAAAGAAAAACUGCGAAGAUAUCAUGCAUGAAAUUCAGCAGUUUGCAGAUGAAAUUAAUGAAAAGAUUAAGAAGCAGAUCAAGUACCCAAAAGAGAUUGCUCAACAUGAAAGAAAGAUUGCUGAUAGAGGCACUAGACUAGACAAAAAGUGAGAGUUUUGUUCUUCAUCUGUUAUUUACAACCUGAGCUUCUGAAAUUAAAUGAGGAAAUGUCUC
This is a messenger RNA of Rubroshorea leprosula, 975 nucleotides long. Lineage: Eukaryota; Viridiplantae; Streptophyta; Magnoliopsida; Malvales; Dipterocarpaceae. The record is from the annotation of a GenBank genome assembly.